UCUGACAGCCUGUCCCAACACAACAGAGGCAAACAGCAGCCAGCAGCAGCUCGAGAGGUGCAGAGACAAUCAGAGAAUGGAAUCGGUGGCAAGUGUCUACAUAUUCAGCGUUCUUGCUCUGGCUGCGGCUGUGAGUGACCCCACUCUGACCCCUGGCCCGGUGACCCGACCGACAGUCAUCGCCCCGCACAACCAGUCCAGGGUCCAGGAGACGCACCACGGAAGUUCCGGUCGCCUCAUGGCGCUGAGGUCGAAAGCGUCCUGUCUUCAAAGUGACCAAGAUUAUUGUAUGAACGGCAUUUGUCAAUAUCACGAAGACUCCGAACUGGUCAUCAAAUAUCGUAUCUGCAUCUGUCAUCCGGGAUACUCGGGGUCACGGUGUCAAUAUGCACCAUUGUCAACACGCACACUGGAGAAGUCGGAACGCUACCUGUACAUUGCGGUGGGGAUUGGGAUCGGACUGUCGCUCAGUGGGCUCGCCGUCUUGCUGUUUUACUGCUUGCGGUGGAGGGCCCAGAAACGUAAGAUGAGGUACGGUGCGUGUCCGAGGCAGGCAAAUGUUUGACGACUCUGGUGGAUGACCCUGGUCCUCUGGUCUGAUCAGCUGACCCACCGACGGAAACCAGCAGCCCAGAACCAUGAGGAAUUCUGCAAUUGUACAUUACGCUAAACAACCCAAGAAUGAAUCACACUUCAGGCACCUCUCCCGGCCUUUGUUAAUCCACUCCGGCAAAGUCUUACAAGCUAACUGGGAAAAGUCCGUUCAAUGCUCCAUUCCAUGCCGACUCAAUGUGGACCCAAGUUGAUGGACUCAAGUGUUCAUGACCUGCAUCAACGAUAUGGAUGACAGGACCAAGUAUCAUCUGUACAAGUCUUGCAGUGCUCGGUGGCAUUGUGAGGAGGCAGGAGUAGGUGAAGAGGCUUCGAGGAGGGAUACACAAGCUGAGAGAAUGGCCAAGGGCGUGGUGGGUGGAGCAUGAUGUUGGAUAUCAUCCACUUUGGUGCAUAUUGAGGGAAGUUUUCAUUGAAACUCACUGAAUACUGAAAGGCCUGGAUAGAGUUGAUGUGGAGAGGAUGUUUCCACUAGUGGGAGAGUCUAGGACCAGAGGAGGUUUACGAGAAUGAUCCCGGUGAUGAUUGGGUUAACAUAUGAUGAGCAUUUGACAGCACUGGGCUUGUAUCCGCUGGAGUCUUGAAGGAUGAAGGAGGGACCUCGUUGAAACUUACAGACUAGUGAAAGGCUUGGAUGGAGUGGAUGUGGAGAGGAUGUUUCCGCUAGUGGGAGAGUCUAGGACCAGAGGGCACAGAGUAAUAAGCAUGUGAAGGGAAGAACAAGCAGGCUGUAGGGUGGGGGAGUGGGUGCGUGGGUGGGAAUGACUGGAGUGCUCUUACACGGAGCUAGUAUGGACUUGAUGGGCCAAGUGGCCUCUUUUGGUGCUGUAUACAUCCUGAGAUUGCAAUUGUCUGGAUUAGCUUUAAAACUGUGCAUUAUAAGCUGAAAAACAAGUAUGCAUUGUCAGUAUUUAUUUGUUAACACAAAGUAAAAAAAUGUUUUCCUAAUGCAUGAACCAGAUUUAAAUGAAUCGAUCAAAGUUAAGGAACAAGGGCCUUGUAUUGCUGGAUCAACUAACACAUUUAAACCCCUGUCACACUGUGCGAGCUGACCCACGAGGUACCCCGAGUUUAAAACAAAUUUAACUUGUGGUAAUCACGUACAAUUAACGUAGCGAGAACGUCGGAUUUCAUGGACGCAACUUAGUGACUCGUGGCGCUAACGGCAGGUGCCCGUGAAACUUGCUAACUCUUGAAAAAAUUCAAACAUGUUUAAAGUUUUCCACGAGUAAAAUGUACUCUUGAAGUUAAAAAUUGAAACAUUUAAACACGUUGUAAGAACGUAGUCGCCCGUGCGUUUACCUUAGUGACUCGUGAGUCUACAACUAUCAUGAUUUCAUUUGGACUCUUCUAUUAUUCCAAACAUUUGUCACUCUUUGGGUAAAGCAAUUAUUUUUCGGGGUUUUAUGUUCUAAAUAUAUUUUCCAUUUGUUUCCACUUACAGCCCCCAGGUUAAUAAAUUAUCUGACAAUAUUUAAGAUUGUUUAAGUAAUCUGCCUGUUGUAACUAAACACUGAAAUUAGGUCGACCCGCAAUGGUAAUGUGUGGCAUGGUGUGAAUUUCCUCAAAUAAUAAGUCAAUGGUAGGAUGGAAUAGAUAAGUGCCUGGUGUAAUCCCUGUCAGGGCACAGGUUGGUUUACAUCACUCAAACGGAAGACAGUCGUUCACUAACCUAUGUCGACAUUAUUAUAAACUCUCUACAUGUUUCUCGUCUGUUUUUACUACCAUAUUAAAAUGGUGACAGUGAA
Molecule: messenger RNA, 2360 nt
Organism: Amblyraja radiata (thorny skate)
Lineage: Eukaryota; Metazoa; Chordata; Chondrichthyes; Rajiformes; Rajidae
Product: epigen-like
Exons: 6
Coding region: 77-565 (162 amino acids)
Biological process (GO): epidermal growth factor receptor signaling pathway; positive regulation of mitotic nuclear division; positive regulation of cell population proliferation
Molecular function (GO): growth factor activity; epidermal growth factor receptor binding
Source: RefSeq, a predicted model, not a curated record